This is a messenger RNA of Syngnathus acus (greater pipefish), 3689 nucleotides long. Its product is annotated as delta-like protein 4. The transcript has 11 exons. Gene Ontology annotation, cellular component: protein-containing complex; plasma membrane. NCBI's taxonomy places the organism in Eukaryota, Metazoa, Chordata, Actinopteri, Syngnathiformes, Syngnathidae. Gene Ontology annotation, biological process: Notch signaling pathway; heterophilic cell-cell adhesion; multicellular organism development. The record is from RefSeq and is a predicted model, not a curated record. Bases 377 to 2434 code for a protein of 685 amino acids. Gene Ontology annotation, molecular function: calcium ion binding.
GUGGCAUAUAUAAGCAAGAGGGGAGACGUGACAGGGUCCACAGUGGGUGACACCAUGCACUGAUGCUCGUCCACAUGCAUGCACACGCAUCACUAUCGGCCACUCAAGUGUCCCUAAAGCAGCAGUACAACAACAAGAACAAAGUGACGCAAGUAACCGGCACGAUGGAUGGACAUCACAAAGACCGCAGAAUGACUCACUUGUGGAUAUUGACUUUUUUGAUAUUAGUCUAACGUCUUGUUUUGCACUGGAUAACUCUCCCUCGAGCUGGAGUUUCUACCGCGGGAUUCUAUUUAUUUGCAUUUUGGAUCUCCCUCCCAGCGCCAGGAUUUGUGGACUAGAUACUUCUACGGAUACGCACAUCAAGCUCUAAAGGAUGGCCGUUAGGUUCACAUCUACCCUCGCAAUAGUUUUAACAUGUUUUACUCAGGUUCUGGGAUCAGGUGUGUUCGAGAUCGAUCUGCAUCACUUUGACAAUUCCAAAGCUUCGCUGGCCAGUGGAAGGAGCUGCGGCACGAGCGGCUGCAGGACGUUUUUCACCCUUUGCCUGAAGAAUUUCCAAACGGUGGUGACUCCCGGAGGUUGUCUUUUUGCCAAGGCCAUUACACCUGUUUUGGGCACUGACUCGUUCAACAUGCAGCCGGACGCCAGGCUGCGGUUUCCCCUCAACUUCACCUGGCCGAAUGCCUUCUCUCUCAUUAUUGAAGCUUGGCAUUCGUCUGCAGAGAAGCCUGGAGACACCACCAACCCUGAAUUGUUGAUUGGCUCUUUUGCCAUCCAAAGACAGUUGGGAAUAGGGAAUGAGUGGUCCCAGGAAGUGCAGAGCGGGAUGCAGACGGAGCUAAGGUACUCAUACCGCUUCAUCUGCAAUGACAAUUACUACGGGGACACUUGUUCCAAAAUAUGCACUGCCAGAGACGACCUUUUUGGCCACUACACCUGCAAGCCUGAUGGGCAAAUAGCGUGUCUGCCAGGAUGGAAGGGACAAUACUGCCAAGAACCAAUCUGUCUGGAAGGGUGCAAUGAAAAUAAUGGAAACUGCACAAUACCUGGAGAAUGCAAAUGCAGAGAAGGCUGGCAGGGCGUCUUUUGUGAUGUGUGUAAACUGCACCCGUCGUGUAAACAUGGUACCUGCAUGGAGCCGUGGGAGUGCGCCUGCAAGGAAGGCUGGGGGGGUAUUCUUUGUGACCAAGACCUGAACUACUGCACCCACCACAAGCCGUGCGCCAACGGGGCCACGUGCAUGAACACGGGCCAGGGCAGCUACACCUGCGCCUGCCUGCCGGGUUUCACGGGUGUCAACUGCGACUCGGAGGUCAGGGAGUGUGACGGACGGCCCUGUCGCAACGGAGGCAACUGCUUAGAGACGGAGAGUGGAUACAGGUGCGAAUGUCCGCUCGGCUUUACCGGGCCGCGCUGUGAACAGCGGACGCUGACGUGUAAGGACACGCCCUGCUUGCUCGGCGGCAAGUGUAAAGAGACGGAGAACGGCCAUCGUUACGUAUGCGAGUGUCCGGCGGGCUACACUGGACUCAAUUGUGAGAAGAAAGUGGAUAAAUGCACCUCACUACGAUGCACCAAUGGCGGCCAUUGCAUGCUGAACGGCAACUUGCGUGUGUGCAGCUGCCGCGCGGGCUUCACGGGCCUCCGCUGCGAGAUCAAUAUCAACGAGUGCGCCGCCAAUCCCUGCGCUAACGGCUCCACCUGCCUGGACCGUAUCAACGACUACACCUGCAUGUGCCCGCCCGGCUACGUCGGCCGCCACUGCGACAGGCCGGCCGACCGCUGCGCCGCCUGGAUCUGCCUCAACGGCGGAACUUGCACCGUCGGCGCCAAAGGCCGGCCUUCGUGCCUCUGCCCCGCCCAUUACAGCGGCCCUCAGUGCCAGUCCACGCACGUGCCUUCAUCCAACAGCCCCGAGACGGGCUGGGAAUCCAACGAGAAGCUCAACUGGGUGGCCGUCAGCUCGGGCGUCGGACUGGUGUCGACGCUGGUGCUCUCCUGUAUGUUCAUCGUGGUCAUGAAACAGGUGAAGAAGCAGAGAAGUAAACAGCAGGCCUCCGAGACCAUGAACAACCUUUCCAAAGCCGAUUUCCAGAAAGACAACCGUAUAUCAACACUGGAACUCAAAAACACCAACAAGAAGAUAGACUUGGAGGUGGAUUGCUCGAGCGAGAAGUCCAACCACAAACACAUCAACCACUUCCACACGGACUAUAAAACCUCCAUGGGGUACAAAGAUGAACAAUGCCUUCUAGACAAAGAUGAAAACUGUGAAAAGAUGAUAGAAGACAAAAAGCAUCUGAGUAGAAUCUACAGUGAAAAGCCAGAAUGCAGAAUAUCAACAAUAUGUUCCUCCAGAGACUCCAUGUACCAGUCGGUCUUUGUGAUAGCAGAAGAGAAGCAAGAAUGCAUCAUUGCAACUGAGGUGUAAAAAAUGUGACACUAAAUGGAAGAUGUGACCACCAUUUCUUGUGGACUGUUUACAAGCGUGGGGAGAGACGGGGAUUUAUUUAAAUGCAAAGUUGCUGCUCUUAAAAACUUGAUAACUGGACGGAGCCCGAGCGCUCGACGAAUGCAAUAGAACUAAAGCUACUAAAUUCCAGAAGAAUGUAAAGACUUUGGGACCCAACGUUGUGCAUAAGGAUGUUUGAGAUGGGUUUUUUUCCCCGACAUUCACGUACAUCUGAAGAUGUGAGGCCCGGAGGCUCGUAAUAAGACUGCAUGUUUACGAGGACAAGAGGACUUUGUUGAUGCGACUCCCCCCCCUUGCCUUCUUCGGGCAAUCGACACAUAAACUUGCGUGCGGCAAGCCUGGACGAGGAAUUGGCUUUUGGCAAUUUCUUUUAUAGUCCCAUGACCCAAAUACCAGCACGGCGCCUGUGUAAAAGUACUGAGAAAAAAAAGCCUUAUGUAAUAUUUAAGCAAAACAAUGUGCCCCCCCUGCCUUAUCUCAUCUUGAUUCCUUUACAUAGAGGGAAAAAAUAGAUGCAAAGCGAUGCAAUGCUAAAAAAUGCAGGGAAAAUCAUAAGGCCUUGAUCAUUUUUUUAAAAAAAAAAUCUUAUGCAAAAAAAAUCACAUUUAAAACAAAGAGAUAAGUGACUAUCGUACCAAGGACGCCUUCAAUGGAAAUUACUGAACCAAUAAUGUUAUUGUAGUAUUUCAUUAGUUAUUUAAGAGUAUGACGCACUGAUCUUUUCUUCUUUUUUUUUUAUAUAAGAUUAUUUUGUACAUAGUGUAUGUAUUUAUAUGUUAAGAUUAGAUGUUUGUAAGGUGAUGCGGCAAAAGUGUGAGUUUUUAUUUUGAAAGUGUUUUUUGGUGUUUAAUUAUUAUUCUCAUAUGGUUGUUAUGAUGUAGACAUAUAAGGACCGAAUCCCUUAACACAUAUCUGGUACACUGUUUUAUUUGUUGGUCUUCAAUGGUGGUCAAAUAGAGAUUUGUGCUUUUAAGUCAUCUAGAGUCUGUUUGGUAGCAUUUUAUGGAUUCCAUGUCUGUGUUCAAUGACAUCAUUGUGAGUGUGAUGUGAAAUCAGUGUGCUAGCAAUCAACAUUCGGUGGACACCUCUGUAGUUGGCAGCAGUGUAAAGAUCUACUCAAUCAAUUAUGAAUUGAAAUAUACGUAUAGAAAGAGAUAUAUACAUUUUUAAAAAAAUCUGUAUGCAGGAAUAAAUAAUCAUUGUGGUCUUUUAA